Molecule: messenger RNA, 2765 nt
Organism: Phymastichus coffea
Lineage: Eukaryota; Metazoa; Arthropoda; Insecta; Hymenoptera; Eulophidae
Product: homeobox protein CDX-1
Exons: 3
Coding region: 160-1482 (440 amino acids)
Biological process (GO): animal organ morphogenesis; regulation of transcription by RNA polymerase II; embryo development
Cellular component (GO): nucleus
Molecular function (GO): RNA polymerase II transcription regulatory region sequence-specific DNA binding; DNA-binding transcription factor activity, RNA polymerase II-specific
Source: RefSeq, a predicted model, not a curated record
UCGUCCGUUUUGAGAGCGAGUCCAAGCCCGGUUGACCUUCGACUAGUCGUCGGACCAGUCGGCGUCUUGACCUGUCUCACGGUAGCCGUCAGUGCCUUAGUUUCUGUGCAAGUGCGUGUGCGCGUUUGACCAUCGGCCGGACUGCCAGUGUCCAAGAAGAUGACCGACGUGAGCAACAUGGUUUACUACAACCCCGGAUUUUGCGGACGCCAGCCGCAGAACGUCUCACCGGGCUCGCCCGCUUCGCUGCCGUCCACGUCGCGUCACAGUCCCACUCACGUGAUGGAGAGCACUCACACUCAACAGCAGUGCACCUCGUGGUACGUGCCGCAUCAAUACCAGUACCCGUCGCCGCAACAUCAGCAGCAGCAGCAACAGCAGCAGCAGCAGUCGCCGUCGCAACAUUCCGAGCUGGCCCAGCAUCAACAGUUGCCGGCGCAGCAGCAGCACCAUCAUCACCAGCACAGCGCCGAGGCAGCCGGUGCGCCCGUGCAAGCCUUCUGGCAGACCGCCCACUACAUACAGUAUCGCCGACACCAACAGGCCGUCUAUCACCAGCAGCAGAUGCACCUUGCCAACAUGCAGCAGAAUCACUACAUGCAGGUUGCGAAUAACGGCCAUCAGCAGAUGCAGAUCGCCACGAAUAACGUGUACCAGCAUCAGCAGAUGCACUUCUCGACGAACAACAACGUGCAACAGCAGCAGCAGCAGCAGCAACACCAUCAUCAGAUGCUCGUGGCCGCCGCGAGUAACGUCGCGCAACAAUUGCCAGCAGUCGACUGGUCCAACGAAGACGUAUGUAGCAAUCACGCCGCUGCCAGCAGCGGCACGCAUAGCCCCCAUGCCAGCAUCAGCGACCACAGUAACGCCGGCACGCCGCCGGCAGUGUCGGCCGCCAACAAUCUCAGCGUCGCGUCGCAGAACAUCGUCGUCGACCAGAUGGCCGCUGGUCCAUCGGUGCCGCACGUCCGCUACCAAUUUGGAUGGAUGCGCAGGAACAGCUAUCAGCCCAACCCUGGCAAGACCCGCACUAAGGAGAAAUACAGGGUUGUCUAUACCGAAAAGCAGAGAAUCGAGCUAGAGAAGGAAUUUUAUUCGAGUAGAUACAUCACCAUCCGGCGCAAAUCUGAGCUAGCUCACGUCCUCAAGCUGUCCGAGCGUCAAGUUAAGAUCUGGUUUCAAAACCGGCGCGCCAAGGACCGCAAACAGAACAAGAAACGCGUGGAGAUGGACCAACGUAACUUGGAUUGUGUCCAGGGCCUACAGGAUGGACACAAUGGAAUGGUCCCGGGCCCUUCCACCCCCACUGUCCCUCCCAUUGGUGGCAUGUCCAAUCUGAGUAUUAAUAACAUGAAUAGCUUGAUGAAUAAUCUAAUGCCAGCGGCGCCGUCAUCGGCCGAAUUCAUGGCGCACCACCUGCACCAUCCGUUCAUCAGCGCGGCAGUGGCGGCGGUCCCGCACCAUCCGCACAUCAACCUGUAGAUCUCCAGCGUUACGCGCGUCGGUACAAUAAAUCUUCUUGCUUAUACUGCGUUUUGGUUGCUUAGUUUAAUGUUGUUACUCAAGUUGUGUCGAUGUGUUGUAUGUGAGUCGGUCGGGCGUGCUCUGCGCCGAGCAUCGGGCGUCGGGCGUCGGGACUUGUCGCCCGGCAUCCGAUGCUCGUUUACGCAGCAGGCCGCCCAAGACGUCGGACGUCGGACGCCGGACGAGGUUUAAAGUCCGGAGUUCGGCAUCGGCAGCGAUAGACGCGGGAGUUUUCGUAGACUUGCCGCUCUUUUUUAAGAUUCCAACGGUCGAUUCUAUUGUAAAUAUUAUUCUCUUAGCUUCGUAUACAUGUACUGCGCCUGUAUUUGUAUACAUCUGUACAUAUCUGUAUAUAUAUAUCAACGGCUCGUUGGUCAUCUUAUUAAGUCGCUCUCGUUGUCAUCGCUCCUCACAAAUGCAUGCGGUAGAAUAUUUCGAAUGUUAGGUUCGUUUCAUUAUUCGCGUGUGAAAAUGAAUUUUUCAUUGUAAAAAAGACAAAAUAAAAACAAAUAUUCAACAAAGAAAAAAUAUGUUCGUUUUCGUUUUGUUAUUUCGUGGGUUCAAAUCGUUUUCCUCGUUUUAUUUAUAGUAUUCACGAUAGAUACCGUUGAAUUGUAGAUUUUAAGUAACGACGCAUUCGCGUUCGAAAGUGACAAAAAACUUUGAAGCAGAAAAAGGCAAAAAGAAAAUGUUUUAGAAAUAAAGAAAUGAAUAAAGAUUGUUUUUAAUUGCAAAAAAGAUCGUUUAUUUAUCUUCUAAUUUAACUUCCGAGACAAUGCCGCAGCGACGGUCGUUGAUUAAGCAUGGAAAGUAGUCGUUUUCAAUGUUGGUCUUCAUUAUCAAGCAAUACGCGACGCGCAAGUUGUCAUUUUAUCGAUUGGACACAAGCGACAAAUUCUUUUGAUCGCUUCGAUGGCCAUCGGCCGCGUCGCACUGUAUGACGACAAAGUGCGUACAUGGUGUCAAAUCUGUGGCCUACUGACUAUAUAUUAUCAAUUAAAGAUACACAUGUAAGAUAGCUGUAUCUUUAGUUGAUAAUACAUAGAGAUGGAUAGCCCAGAUUUGACAAAAUGUACACACUUGGUCGAAUCGUCAAUUCUAUCGGCGAUGUACAGGAACGUAUUUGGUUCGCGGCUAGUUCUCCCCGGCUCGUCGUAAAUCACCGAGAUCGCUUAUCGUUGCCCAAAUGUCAAAAUCCAAAUACCGAUCGAUCUUUAUUGGUCUUUAGAUUCUUUUUUCUC